This is a messenger RNA of Pollicipes pollicipes, 777 nucleotides long. RefSeq lists its product as uncharacterized. Lineage: Eukaryota; Metazoa; Arthropoda; Thecostraca; Pollicipedomorpha; Pollicipedidae. The coding region runs from base 13 to 777 and encodes 254 amino acids. The record is from RefSeq and is a predicted model, not a curated record. The transcript has 3 exons.
CGCUCCGGUCUCAUGAGCGGCCUGCCGUCGCUCUGUAUCACGCUCCAGCUGGACGGCAGGCACCAGGGCUGCUCAAUCGAGUACGAGCCGGCCGGCGAGCAGCCACCGGCUGGCCGGGAGCAGUGUUCCAUCACGGGUGAGCGCGAGACGACGCCGCCGAUGCCGGCGGGGGCCGCGCGGCGCGAGACCGUGCUGUCGCCGGACGCCACCGACGACGACUUGGACAGGAUGAAGCGGACGCUGAUGACGCAGCAGCUACAGACGUCUGAGAAAAAGCUCCGCAGCGCCUGGGCGUCGAUGCAGGAGGAGAGCCAGUUGUUGCUGGCGCUACAGUCGAAGUUGCGUGCGGAGCGCACCGGCGAGUCGGACUCGGCGGCUACUGUGGCGCGCCUGUGCCAGGAGCUGGCGGCAGCCGAGCGGCAGUUGGCCGAGCGUGGUGCCCUCUGUGAACGGCUCGUCAGCCAGCAGCAGCUGGUGAGGGGCCGGCUGCGGCCGGCGCGGCGCCAGCGUCGCCAGCUGGAGGCUGUCUGCGGACGAAUGGGCCGAGCCCUGUACGGCGAGGAGUACCGGCUGCCGGUGGACGUGCUGCAGGAGUCGUCCGACGAAGAGCCGGAGCAGGGCCCAGCGCCGGCGGCGGGCGCCGUUCAGCCGGCCGCUGUCUGUCGUGAGGAGCGCGCAGAGACGACGGCCCGCGCCGCCAGCUACGCCGCCGGUCACGGCUGGAAUGACGACGGCCCAGCCCGCACGUCAUGCCGACGGUGCAGUCUGUGGUGGUGA